UUGUGUUGCACCACAUGUUUUUCCUCCUGGCUUUGAUAGCAUGUAGCCGUUUGUAGUUUUAGUCUAUAAACCCAGUCGACGGUUUUAAAGUUGAAAUACCGGACGCUCAGUGGCGUCAGCGUGAAAAGAAAAAUGCAGUAACUCCAUAUCAAAAACUUUUAUUCUGAAACAAAGAUACAUUCACAUCACGUUUGUGCUGCAGCGGCGACACUCCGCCUGCUAAGGCACCGAUACACACGACUGCGCUGCCACCCUGGCUAGCCUGUAACUGGAAGAGCGGCACCAAAAGAACGCCAGAACAGAAUCAAUAUAUGAUGGUUCAGAACCAGGUGAUCCCUCUGACACUAGCUAGCAAGAAGGUACUCAUCUGUCCUGGCACCGACAUGGGGUCACACUGGACUGUCUCAGGCCCCGCCCCCGCUGUGGUCACACAGACGUCACCCGGAUCACCACCUCCCCAGAGUCACCCUCCUGACUCUGGUGGUUCUGGUUCCCAGGGGCCGAAAAGAAAGGAGUCAAACACAGACAGGUCCAGGCCGGCACGUCCAGCUGGGUGGAGUCUGGUUGGCCAGCGGGUCCCGCGGCCGUGAGGGGUAACCAUAGAGUCCGAGCUGCCUGAGUCUCCUUCAGGUCUCGAGUCUUGUCGUAGCUCUGCACGUCCCAGUGCAGGUUGACAGCCCUCCAGCGGAGGAAAACGCUGCACACUGCUGCCCCCUCGUGGACGAUCAGACCUGGAGAACAUCAGCAGUUCAGGAGGUGGAAAACACACCAACAUAAAGAGCUCUGAUCUAUGUUGAGGAAAGGGACAGAGGCUUGGAGUGGAGGAGGACUGACCGACACAGACCAGGUCCAUGACUCCAUACAUUCCAUAGCAGAUCUGGAAGAGAAGAUCCCGGCGCUGCCACACGGCGUUGGGACUCAGAGCGGACCACAAGAGCCAGGAAAUACUGGCAACCAGGAAGAGGGAGCCCAGGAAGACCGCCACCAUCUGGACCUUCUCCACCAGGGUGACAGUGAUGGACUGCCACUGUGUACCAGGAAAGCUCAGCAGGACCAGCAGAGAGCAGAAGUGAUCACAUGACCACACUCACCUGCCACGGUCUCUUCAUGUUGACCGGGACCACGUGGAAGCGGUAGCAGCAGAGCUCGCAGGUCCAGCAGCCGCGCUCGCUGAUCCACUUUAGCAGGCAGUGGUGGUGCGUGUACCGGACUGUGCCGUCGCAGCGGCACGGGUUGAACAUCUCUCCCUGGGGGAGAGAAAAACCCGGACCACAAAAUCAUUUUGAUGUAAGAAACAGCAUUAGCUUAGCAUGUGUGAUCAAUGCGACUAUCAGAAAAUCCACUGUUAUGGACACUUCAGACAGUUCAGUAUAGACAAAAGACAAGUUCUGGCUCCUCAGAAGGAGGUCGUCCUGCAAUGCAUGCUGGGACAGAUAUUUUGGGAGGGGUUGGACCACUUCAGGUCAAAAAUCGGUUUUUAAGUUUCUCAAAAUUCAGACCUAAAAAUCUCAAGUUAUAGGAAGUUGUUUUUUUAAAGAUAACUCAACAAAAGUGUGCUGGUUACUUAAAAAUCAACAACCAUGUAUUAUUUUUGUAAGUUGAGGCAGAAGAUCCCCUUGAACGUGUCCCAGCUCCGCCGGUUCUGAGAGGACGCUCUGAAGCUGCAGGUGUGAAGACACCGUUCUCCCAGAUCAACAGAUGAGGGGGCGCGCGACAGGUGUAAGUGGGCGGGGUGUGACUCACCUGUUCGGCGCCCUGGAAGCAGAUUCGGCAGCUGGGAGUUGGGGGGCUGCAACCCUCACCGCUGCCGUUGGACCGACAGGACUCCACCCCCGCGCCCUCAUCCUCCUCCCCAGGGUCCGGCUCCAGGUCCUCUCCGGGCCGCGGGACUCCCGCUGAGGUUCCGGCCUCCUCACAGGUGCUUGGUGAACUCGUCUCCUCCUGCACCCCCCCGCCGGCGGGGCCCCCUCCCUCCUCAGCGCUCAUGUUAGGAUGACAGCUGCAUAAACGCCGCGAUGACGCAGCGUUCAGAAUCUGCGCAUCACAAGCGGGACCCGCCCGAAACUGCGGGCCGACGAGGUUGGAGGCGCCUCACUCCCACCGGCCAGAGUCUCCCCGCAGCCUGCGUCCAUCUUCCUGCUCCGACCGACUCUUCACGUGGCACCGCCCACUGACGUCACUUCCGUAUGUAAAGCCCGUCUUUGUUUUUUGGAAGAGGUGCAAACCGCUUCUAAUUUCACGUCGCGCUUCCGCCAAUCACAGAUAAGAUAACGGGCACGCGUCAGUCACGUGACAUUCUAUGACUGCAAAAAGUCACCCGCUUCCAUCUGUGCUUAUUGGCUUACAACAUGUCCUAAAAGAAUAAAACCGAAGCAACCUCUGAUCCCUCUCUCUCACCCACACAGCAACAAAUGCAUAUCAUGAGACCUGCAGUUCAUGUGGUCAGCUCUGCUAAGUCACACACCCAAAUCUCUGCGCUGGAUUCCAAACAGAAGGGGCAGCAGGUCUGGGCUGGACUGUGGAGCCUUCAGGAAUGUUGGAGUUACAGACCUGUUCUUAUCUUGCUGCUUCCUUUUCCAACUCCAAGGAUGGUCAUAAUGUUAUGGUCAAGCAGUGUCCUUUGUCUGGACCUUUUUGCUCAAUUGGUUCAAACAACACAGUGCACUUUCGCUUCCUUUAUUUUCAUGAAAUUGAAAUUUUAAAAAAGCAGUGAGGGACUUCAGGAAGUGGUGAGCUGUCAAUCAUCAUUGCCCCUUUCAAACAUGUCCCCAGCCUGGCUGACACACAGGCGGAGUGCGGGUCGCCCACACAUCAGGACGCAGUAAGGCGGAGGGCGCUGUCAUCUGUGGCACUGCCCCAGAGGGUGAAUAUGAUUCAGAAGUCUGGAUCAGAACAUGACCUGGACCCGGAAAUGUUUCUGCCGAGUGCUGUUGUGGCACAUGCCCAUCUUCAGCAUCCACCGGGACUUCAUCAUCUGGACGUACUGCAUGUCUCGCUGCUGCCGGCCCAGCACGCCGUUGCCUGGGAGACCAGACGGUCAGACUGGGGGGGUAAAGGAGGGCGGCGUGGCCUGACAUCGACACUCACCUGCUUCGCCGCUCCAGCCCAAAGCUCGGUACUGGCGCAAGACCCGGCCAACGGCGCCCCUGUGAGAGGGAACUAGCGCCCUCUCAUGCCCAAAACGCUGCUUGUAAUACCGCAGCAGCGACCGGUGGCCGACCUUUGCCCCUGAAACAACCAUCAGUGAGUGUCGUGGAAGUCUGCAACACCAUUUCCGCUCUCACCUGAAGGCAAGGUAAGCUCCAGAGUCUCAUCGUCGUACUCCAGACUGGUGUGGUCAGGCAGCUCCUCGGCCCCAGGCUCAUCACCAUCCCCCCUGUCCGGGUAGCUGCUCCUGAUGGUGCAGGACACUCGUGUCAACAACUGACCCCCUCACCUCCCUAAACCCAUCGCCUCACCUGAAGUCAUAGAAGUCGGCGAACUCCAGAGAGGCGUCUCCGUCGGUGAAGAGCUUGCAGUGGCUCUUGUCAGUCAUGUGACUCUGCACCGCCUCGGUGGAGUAGAAGCUGCGGCCUUUCUCGUUGCACCACAGACACACGUUGCCGGCCCCGACCUUCUCACCUGCGCAGGCAAGGACCAGCUCAGUUGUUUCCCAAGCUUCACUACCACAGACAUCCCACCCCCCACUUACCCAGGUACCGCACAAGACCUCGCAGGUCCACCAGGAACUCCAGGUCUGGGAUGAAGAAGCUGUGGACACUUGUCAUGUGGGCCACGUUCUUCAUCAGAGACCUGGAGUGAUGGCUGCAGAACAGACAAUCUGUGAUGGGGAUGGAGCCAGGCAUGGUGGAGGGGCAGGACUCAGCUGAGGCCCCCUCCUCCUCCAUCUCCUCUUCAUCAUCUUCAUCCUCCUCAUCCUCCAUGUCCUCGUCCACAUCCUCCCACUCUGGAACAAACAAUUGACUACCACUAGUCAAAUACUCUCCCCCUUUCAUCGCAGAACUCCAAGGUCCAGUUCUGAAUGUGAGUCACAUCAGGUGGUCAUAAUGUUACAGCCAUCAGACACCCACCUUCCUCCUCCUCCUCCUCUUCUUCACCUCCAUCCUUCCUCUUGGCUUGCUCCUCCAGCCACAUUAGUCUGGGGGGUUUCUCAGACUUGUCAGUUCUGGUUUUGGUCUUUGUUGCAGCUGGACUGGGCCUCAGCGUCUCCUUCAGUGCCUGCUGCAGAGCUUCGUUACGCGCGUCUCGGUCCGCCUUCUCGUCGCCGAGUCCCUUCUCCAGGUUCUUCUCAUUGAUCUUCUCCACCUUCCUCUGCGCAGCCAGCAGCGCCGCCUUCUCAGCCUGCAGGUGUUUGUGUGACUGCAGAUGGUUCUGGAAAGCGUUGGCACUGGAGAACUUCUUGUUGCAGACGUUGCAGCCUUCACUCACGGCCGCAGAGCUGAGUUCCGCGGCGGCGCGCUGAGACAGAACACGCUCCUGGAAGUUGUCGGCGGUGACUGGUGGCAUGUCGGCAACUUUGCGCUUCAAGUUGUAGCGGUGCCAGUCCGUCUUGUAGUGGGCCCGCUGGACCUCCCCAUCUGCAAACGCCACUCGGCAACUGAUACAUGUGUAGGAUGCCAUGGCGACCUGAAGGAGGGGACAAGCUUAGUCAUGUCACACUGGAAGCAGAGACACUCAGGUUAAGAAUAACAGCAGCUCUGACAGUGGGACAUGGGAGGUUCCUGAGCCAUCGUGGAGAUGGGAUUGCAAUAGAUUGCAGACAUAGAUGUUCUGAAAAAGUAACUUCAGAAAUACAAGUAGAACUGACUCGCCCACUGCUUCACACCUCUUCAGACAGCGUUGUCACGACGUGGUUAACGUCGAACACAUUAUUACCUCCACCAAGGAGGCGAUGUUAUUCUAGCAAUAUACAGUGUGCGCAGCUCUUAGCUUAGCCACAUUAGCUCACCGAUCGAUAGGACAAUGAUAGAGUCGCAAAGGCCACAGUGGCAAAAACAAACGACUAGAAUCUUACGUGUUUCAAGGAAACUUCAACGAAUCUGAAGACUUUUUUGGUUUGGCAGUCGGAUGUGUUUCUAAAACGUGUUUCGUCACAACACCAACACUUCCUGUCUACUCUUCUUUGGUCGUGGUCCCAAGUGUUCCCCGGCACAGCAUUGCCACCUGUCGGCGACAAAAGAAAACCCCACCAGAACGUUUAUUUUUUUUCAUACCGGACAAACAACUACGUCAAGGAAUAUAAUACCACUCUAUCUGCUUCUAUUGAUUUCUAACUGUUCUCCAAAUUUUAUAUUGGAAUCAAUAAGGAAAAUAGCGAGAUGCAAAUAAGUAUAUAAGAGACCUAAAAGAUAUAUUUGUCCAAAUGACAACAUCAUAUUCAUGCGAUAUUUGUUUGCUGUGUAAAUGCAGAAAACAAAAUUUACUCAUCGGAACUAUCUGUGGUGACGAUGAUAAUGGGUCACAUUUUUUUUUUUUUAAUUUUAGAUGCUUCGAUCAAAAUUGUUUUUUUUAAUCAACUCUUAAGUUGAGCGUUGUGUUUUGUGAGUCGAUAAAGGAAAGGGAAUGAUCGGUUUUGUUAAAAUGCAACAUUUCAGUAAACAGAUCUGACAGUUAUCUAGCUCAUUUAAGAAACAACAAGCAACUUUUCCCCCCAUUUCAGGCCACUUUUCUGGAAUCUGGAAACCCCCAUGGAUGAACACGACGAUCGUCGGUCAAUUUAUUUUUGAAACGCUGCGAUUUUACUUUGAAGGUCGUAACCUAACGGUCACUUCCGGUGGGCGAGUCUGUCAGUGUCGGACGUUCGACACUAGUGGAAGUGUGUUUUGUUUUCGACUUAAGAGGCAUCGCCGCUACAAAGGGUGAAAACUGGAUCGGGAACAUCCGCCAGGCAUGAUGGGAGAUAUGUGGGGAGGGUCGCGGUUUCCAUGACAACCAAGAGCAGAUGGAGAGUCUCCUGCUGACGUUCUCAUCUGCGGUCCGUUUUUCAAACCCGCUUCAUCAUGAUCAACUGAGAAUGGACCUGUUCUUCUCCGGAGCCACAACAAGUUCGCCGGUGAAGCGACGACGGACCAGACACACCUGUCGCCGUCUGGACGAGUCUCUCCUGUCUCCUGACUCGUCCUACGUCUGUUACCCGGCAGACGGCGGGGAAAGUUGCUGCUGCCGCCGCUCGCCACGCCUCCUGACCAACGGCUACUAUGAUGUCAACGACGACAGCUUCCUAUGGGACGACCACGGCAACGUGUCUCUGACGCCGUGCAAGAGCAACGUGUCAUACAAAGAGAACCUGGUCAGGAUCUUUCGAAGACGGCGGCGGCACCGUGGCUCUCUGGCCAAUCUGCUCAGCGAGGUGACAGAGAGCUGCCAGUCCUGGCUGGGUCAGAGCGUCUUCAGAGGAGUGUUCGGGACCGGUCUAGUCAAGGAGCCAGACCAGGUCCCAGCCCAGGAGUCGGACCCGAACCCUGUGGGCUGCACCACUCUGGACGACUCAGUCUGGAACAGCACCUUCACUUACGAUGCCUACGAGGCCCCGCCCCCUUCUGACAAACCAGCCCCUCCACACCAGCUGGUCCAGGAGGAGAUCUCCUCAGAGACAUGUCAAUCACAAGACCCUGACCAGAGGUUCAACCUGUCACCAGCCGGUCUCGCUGAAGUCCCACCCCCCACAGCCUUCCACCCCUGCAGCCUCCCUCCCCCCUCAAGGUCGACGACGAAGACUCUCCUGCUGCUCUUCCUCAUCGUCUUUCUUGCCUCGGCUGCCGUCUUCAUCAGCUCGUGGACCAGUUUCGUCGCCCUGGGAACCGCCACUGCAGUCACCGCCUCCAGCCUUUGGUGGAGGAGCGGAAGGCGCGAGUGGCGGCUAGCGAAGACAGAAGACAUCACAUCGAGAAACGAGUGAGAAAAGGAGGAGGAGACAAAACUUUUAGUGCCAUAUUCACAAUUUGUACGACAGAAGGAUCAGCAAACAGCGCCACCGUUGCCGCAGCAAUCACAAGGGGAAGUUAUAACUGAUGGACUCGUGAUGCUGUGGUGUUGACCUCCACCGCACCACCUUUAAUACGCAAUCAGCACUUCAAUGGUUGGAGAUGUGAUUCUCAGAUGUUUUGUAAUAAGUUUAAUGUGUUUACUUUUUUGCUAACCAGCGUUGCCACGGAGACUGGCUUCUGCAUACUAAGCUUUUUCAUGUAAUGAAUGAAUCUAAGGUCCAGUUGACUCCACUCACCUGCUGACACCCACAUCUGUGAUGUUCUUGAUAAGAGUCGCCCCCUACAGGCAGACAUGGGAGCAGCUGUGAGGUCAAAGACUUUUAUUACGAAAACACACGAGCUGAAACUGAACAAUAAAGUCACUGAGCUGGAGGUCCAGGAUGCUCUUAAAACAAGGUGUGCUAU
Messenger RNA from Synchiropus splendidus (mandarinfish), 7391 nucleotides. It is a transcript of the gene tmem71, whose product is annotated as transmembrane protein 71. The record is from RefSeq and is a predicted model, not a curated record. The transcript has 11 exons. Lineage: Eukaryota; Metazoa; Chordata; Actinopteri; Syngnathiformes; Callionymidae. The coding region runs from base 5942 to 6898 and encodes 318 amino acids.